CAUGAAAACAAGUGACUCAGUUGCUUCUGCCAUGACUAGCCGCAAUACAGAAAAAGAGAAAAUCGAACAUUUUGCAGAUUUACCAUACUCAAUCAUCACCUACAUUCUCCUUAAACUCCCCAUCAAAGCUAUUUUUACUUGCAAAUGUGUUUGCAAAACAUGGAAUUCACUGAUUUUAGACCCACAUUUCGCUGCAUUAUACUCGGAACCUGAACCUGCAUCACUUGGUUUCAUGGUUCGGACUAGUGAUAUAAAACUAGUAUCAAAUACCUUGCACCUUUUUGAGCACCAACCUCAAAAGAAGUCUAGCUCUCUCAAUGUUAAGUUUGAUCCUAAAUUCAAGCUGCCUCUUAGGAAUGUGAAUAGGAUUAAUUUACCUGAUUACAAUCCAAUGGAUGAUAAAUUUGAUGUGGCGAAUUCCUGCAAUGGCUUGCUUUGUUUAGUUAAGGCAAAAGCCUCUCUUUACUUGCCUAUGCUAUCUAGUGUAAACCAUUUAGUUGUUUGCAAUCCAAUUACAGGUGAGUUCAUAAGACUUCCAGAAGCUACUGGACUAGUUCGGUUUUCAAUAGGCGUCGGUCUUGGUUUCCAACCUAAAACUAAUGAAUAUAAGGUGAUAAGAAUAUGGAAGAGACAUUAUAAAUCCAAUAUUUUUGUGGUUGAAAUGCACACAUUAGGAACAACAACAUGGAAGAAUAUUGAAGUUGAACCUAUGUUUUCAUCAUCUUGGGCGCUUGAUUCUCCUACUUGCGUGAAUGGGGCACUUCAUUGGAUCAAUUUUGAUAACGAAAAUCGGUCAAUAUUGUGUUUAAACUUAGAAAGUGAGAAAUUUCAUUCAUUCCCUUGUCCUUGUCUUCCUGGUGAGGCAGUAUUGAAUGUCACCAUGGUAGAAUUAAAUGGAUUUCUUUACCUAUGUGAACAAAUAUCACCCAAUAGUUGCUCAGUAUGGCUUAUGAAAAAAUAUGGUAUUGGUGAGUCAUGGACCAAGGUUUUCUGCACAGAUACUUUCAACGGAUGUCGUUGGAAUUUUCUCGUGUGUAAGCCAAUAAAACACUUUGAGAAUGGCUGUGGUGCCUUAUUGCUUCAGGAGUCCCAUAGUUGUAAUAACUUUCUUUAUUUUGAACCAGAUAAACAUAGAUUCACAUAUUUAGAUAUACAUGGGGCUGAAUCAAUCCGGUUUGAAUCAAUCCCUCAUAUUCCGAGUCUCAUAUCAUUGAAGAACCUUGCUAAAGGAAACAAGGUUGAGGUGCAGAAUGUCCAUUUCAUGGUAACAAUCACUUGUUCUCUCUACUCUGCUUAUCUUGUGCACAUUGUGAAUUCUUAUCAACCGCUUCAUUUGCACUUUGAUUAUGCCUCUUACAUAUUUAUUUGGGUUUUUGCAGAUACCAUCCAAGAAGAAGCAACGUUGAAGCUUCCUUUCUAUCAAAGUGAUGGAGAUCAUUAA
Lathyrus oleraceus (garden pea) is the source of this 1441-nucleotide messenger RNA. RefSeq names its product F-box protein At5g65850. Gene Ontology annotation, molecular function: protein binding. Lineage: Eukaryota; Viridiplantae; Streptophyta; Magnoliopsida; Fabales; Fabaceae. The coding region runs from base 2 to 1441 and encodes 479 amino acids. The record is from RefSeq and is a predicted model, not a curated record. The transcript has a single exon.